AAUGUUAAUUAAAGAAUAUAGAAUACCUUUACCGUUGACAGCAGAAGAAUAUCAAAUUGCACAGCUUUUUAUGAUUCAGAAAAAAUCCCGAUUAGAAAGUUCUGGUGUUGGAAGUGGUGUUGAAAUAAUUAAAAAUGAGCCCUACAGCGAUGGUCCUAAUGGCGAUUCUGGUCAAUAUACUUUUAAAAUAUAUCAUAUUGGAAAUAGAAUUCCAGUUUGGAUUCGCAACAUUUUACCUUCAUCUGCACUUGAAGCUCACGAAGAAUCGUGGAAUUCUUACCCUUAUACACGUACUCGAUAUUCUUGCCCGUUGAUCUCACAUUUUAGUGUUGAAGUUGAAACGAAGUAUUUAAAUGAUUCUGGUAAUUCAGAAAAUGUUUUUAAUUUAAGUCAAGAUGAACUCAAAAAUCGGGUUAUUGAUGUUAUCGAUUUUGUUCGUGAUCCAAUUUCUUCUCAUGAUUAUUUGGCAGAAGAAGAUCCAAAAAUAUUUAAAUCAUUCAAAACUGGUAGAGGCCCUUUAAACGAAUGUUGGAUUGAAAAUUGUAUUUCAAAUAAAUUACCUUUAAUGUGUGCUUAUAAAUUGUGUAAAGUAGAAUUUAAAUACUGGGGGUUACAAACACGUGGAGAGAGGUGGAUACAUGAAUUGGCGUUGAGGGGUACCAUGCUUCGUGCUCACCGUCAAGCUUGGGUUUGGCAGGAUGAAUGGUAUAAUCUAAAAAUUGAAGAUAUAAGAAAAUUAGAAAAUGAAACAAAAGAAUAUUUGGCAGCAUUGAUGACACCUAGAGAAGAUGAAGUUGAGGAAGAAAAUAAAGAAGAAUUAAAUUUAAAAAAUAAAUUAAAAAAAGAAAAGGAAGAGAAUCAACAACUUUCUUGUUCAAAUUCAGUUUCUGAUAUUUUCUUUGAUUGUUCUGAUAAAUUUGAAGAAAGGGAGGAAGAAGAAGGGCAGCCAGGCAGAACUACCUUGGUUCGUUGGAGUUCAGAAUUAUUAUUAAAUGAGGAUGAUGGAGAAAAAUCCCCACCACGAACACCACGUCUUUCAAAUAAUCGGUUUCUGCUUAUUCUUGUAUUCCAUGGAGAUUUAUUUCCGACUAAAUCGGCAGACUCGAAAAUUACAGACACAAAUACUUUACGUUCUACAUUAGAAAGUUUAAUUAGUUGUCAUUAUUCACAACUUAAGGGUCGUAUAAAUGUUCAGUGUGUUACAUGCGGCAGCGAAUUUGAAUCCCUUGCUCAUUUAUUAAAUUCUCUUUCUUCAUCUUUUGGCAAUUUUCACCCCUCAAUAGCCCAGUUAUUAGCUUCAGAUGUCUGUACAUUCAAUGCUUGUGUCACUCAGUCAAUUAUUACAGCAAAUAAAGUUUUUCGUAAUUUUUUGAAUUCUGAGGCUGGAAAGAUUUUUGAAGAGUGUGGGGAAGGGGGAGAAAUUUUUCUUGUUGGAGAUUUUAUUGGAGGAAUUAUUUUAUAUGAAGCUUUAGCUAGAAGUAUGUCUUCAACAACAAAUAAAAAUAAUAAUGAAAUAAAUAACGAUUUGGAAGUUAAUUAUCGAACAAAUAGAGUAUAUAGCCAUUCUUCUUCUCCUAGCAAUUCUGUCACCACUACUAACACUUCGCAUUCCUAUUCUCUUUCUGCUGGCGCUGCAGAUUCUCCAAGUAUUUACAGUGGCGGCUCUUCAAUUUUUAGCUUUGAUAAUAAGAAAACUCAACAGCAAAGACGAGGUUGUUCGCCUUCUCCUUCUGUUGCAACAGUUGACAAACAGUCAAAUAAAGCUGCUCUAGCAAGUCGACAAGCUUCUACAAAUUCUUCUCAGGAACCUUCACAUUUUGCAUUAGGCAGAAAGACUACUGAAGUCUCAAGUGAUGUUCUUGAUUUUCACCCUACUGCUGCUUUUUUACUUGGCUGUCCUUUAGCCUUGUUGUUAACACAACGUCAAUUACUUGACGAACAUCAAAAUUUUUCAUUAGCAUGUGACCAAUUAUACAACCUUUUUUAUCCUCUCGAUUUGUGUGGGGCAAGAUUAGAGCCUGUUCUCAACCCCAAUUUGGCUCAAUUGCCAGCACCCAAAGUACCUCGCUAUCAACGUUUCCAUUUACUUGGAGAUGGAAAUGAUAUCCACUUUGAUGCUGCAGGUUCCGCUACUCCAAUGGUUUGGGGAAGUCGUCGUGUUGACCACGAAUUGUAUUGCCCUCCAGAAAUGAAUACACUCCCAGCUUUGGCUUUACCAAAUAUUUUACAUGUUUCUUAUUGGGAAUCUAAAGAUGUUGGAGCUUUCAUUUUGAGAACAUUUUUGAGAUUUGAUGACACUCCAGGAUUGUCUACAACAAAUAUUAAAAAUUUGGCAGACUUUCCACCAUUAAAUUUUCAAAUGCCUUUGAGUAUUUGGAACAGGCGUAGGACGCGUUUUAAGGCAUCCAAUCAUCGAGCUAACGAUUUAUUAGUUGUUGCCGAUACUGAAGAACAGAUAGUCAAUGCUCGUUUUUGUUACGGACCAAUGGAUUUGGUUGCUUUAUCACAAGAGAAUGUACUUGUUUAUGUUUUACCUAGUGGGGGAGAAUGGGCAUUACGGGGAAUGGAAACAACGGAUAAACAUGGAAGGCUUUCAAUUGAUUUGGGGAAGAGUUUGCCUGUUGGUAUACAUCAUGUUAGGUUGAUUGUACAGGGAGAUCAUACCUUCCUUUCUGUAAGCAUUGCAGUCGUUCUAAAAGGUACCCCAAUUGUUGUUUUCAGUAUUGAUGGGUCUCUUACAGCUUCUGUUUCUGUUACAGGACGUGAUCCGAGAUUGAAACCUGGGGCAGUUGAUGUUGUUCGAUUUUGGCAACAACAGGGAUACUUAAUUAUUUAUUUAACCGCUCGUCCUGAUAUGCAACAACGUUUAGUUAGUGCCUGGUUAGCUACUCACAAUUUCCCGCACGGUCUUCUAUUCUUUACCCCUUCAUUGUCAACAGAACCGCUUAAACAGAAAAUGUUAUUUAUGAAGCAUUUGACAGAUAUUGGGUUGUGUGUACAGGCUGCUUAUGGAAGUACUAAAGAUAUUCCGGUUUAUUCAAAUGCCGGUUUGGACCCAGAACGCAUUUUUAGAGUUGGCGGCGGUCAUCGACGCAAGCACACUUUGGAUUGUGUUUCUUUAGAGAAUGGAUAUUCCCCCCAUUUACAUGAUUUACAUUCUGGACGUAUAGAAAUUGCCCAACCAGCCUCAUAUAUAGUUGUUGGACAUUCUAAUUUAAAUAAUUCUUUUGGAAUAAAAAUAGAAGAGCAUUCAACAUUAGAUACACAAAAUAACAGCAAUAAAUCAACAACAACAACAACCUCAAUACAUCAACAACAGCAACGAUCUCCUAUGCAGCGAACUUUAAGUUUUGGACCUCGUACGGGAAAAUAUAAUUGCUCUAAGAAAAUAAGCCAAACAUCCUCUUUAUCCACAAAUUAA
Meloidogyne enterolobii is the source of this 3421-nucleotide messenger RNA. The record is from the annotation of a GenBank genome assembly. NCBI's taxonomy places the organism in Eukaryota, Metazoa, Nematoda, Chromadorea, Rhabditida, Meloidogynidae.